Frankliniella occidentalis (western flower thrips) is the source of this 1487-nucleotide messenger RNA. RefSeq names its product sodium-coupled monocarboxylate transporter 1-like. The record is from RefSeq and is a predicted model, not a curated record. Gene Ontology annotation, molecular function: symporter activity. Bases 85 to 1005 code for a protein of 306 amino acids. NCBI's taxonomy places the organism in Eukaryota, Metazoa, Arthropoda, Insecta, Thysanoptera, Thripidae. The transcript has 6 exons. Gene Ontology annotation, biological process: transmembrane transport; sodium ion transport. Gene Ontology annotation, cellular component: membrane.
AUCGGCGCCGCGAAGAGGGCGGCCUACACGCUGGCGGCCGGCUUCACGAUAACCCGCGUCCUGUCUUGUGCCACCGGCACCCUCAUGUACGCAUACUACUUCGACUGCGACCCCAUCGCGCAAAAGGUCGUGUCGCAUUCUGACAAAAUGGUACCGCACUUCGUCAUGGAUGUCGCAAGGGACCUCCCCGGUUUAUCCGGAAUAUUCAUAGCCGGAGUGUUCAGCGCUUCGCUCAGCACGGUGUCCUCCAUCCUCAACACGCUGGCUGGCACGGUAUACAAGGACUUUAUUGAGGGCUGGCUCCCGAAGAAGCCCUCAGAGCAACAGGCCGCCAUCUACCUCAAAGGAAUCACGCUAAUUCAGGGGAUCGCCAUUUUCUUCCUCGUGAUGGUCGUUGAGAAGCUGGGCAGCAUCCUCGAGGUGGCGCUGUCGCUGACGGGCAUGACCACGGGCGCCACGUUCGGCCUGUUCCUGCUUGGGAUGUUCGUGCCCUGGGCCGAGUCGGUGGGUGCGCUGACGGGGGCCUCCGCCAGCUUGGGCUUCAUGUCGGUCGUGACGCUGGGUAACCUUCAGGCCAAGCACUCCGGCAGACUGCGUUACCCCAUGCUGCCCACCAGGACUGACGGAUGCAACGCCACUCUCACCAACACCACCGCUCCGUCGACACCGCUGCCGGUCCUGCCGACGCUCGCCAGCAGGGUGGAGUACGACGAGGACCUCUUCCCGCUGUUCCGCAUCUCCCCGUUCCUGUUCGUCGUGAUCGGCGUGGCCAUCACGGUCACGGUGGGCUCGGCGGUGAGCGCGCUGGUGCGGGCUGUGCGCACGCGGCGCGGCCAGAAGGGCGGCUUCGCGGACCUGCCGGACCCGGAGAUGUUCUCGCCGCCGGUGGGGCGCGCGGUGCGCAGGAGACUCGCCGGCGCCGGGCGGGGCAAGCGCGAGGAGGCCGUGGAGAUGUACCAGGCGGUGCCGCUCAAGGCGGACGACGUCCACAGUCAGGCCGGAUGAGCGGACCGAGCUGGCCGCGGCGCCAGCGAUAGCGCAGUGAGAGAAAAGUGUGACAAAGAAAAGAGCGACACCGAGCCGCAAAGAAGAGUUGUAUGGUCACCAGAGGACGGGCAGGAAGAUCAAACGACAAUAAGAGGGAAAGAUGAAAUUGAUGGACUGGAGACUUAAUUGCGGGUACGGUAAUGGGACUUUGGUAGGCGUUAUCUAUUGAGAGCAUCGUAGUCUUCUGUCGGAAGCUCUGUCAUGUGCUCGCCCAAUCGCUCCAGUUUUCAUUGAGAGACUCAGUGGCGCAGCGGCGGCGCAUCAUGCCCGCAAUUAGCAAUAAAAGUUCGGGGGUCAUCAAACAAUGAGUCUUAGAUUUGCCUCAAAAUUAGAGUUUCCAUUAUAUAAUGCAAACAAAGAAGUUGUUCUGACCCUGUUAAUCAUAAUCACGAUAUUCUAAAUAAAUGGCAACGACACAGCCGUCACGGCAGUACGCCUCU